AUGCUUAUACUUGUAGUGGUAGUGUUCGCGCUUCUUGCAGAAGUUAAUUCUCAAGCAAGAGAUGGAGCAGCAACAGGAGGCAGAGCUCGUCAGUUAAGCCAAGCACGAAUAUUUGAUUUGCCGAAAUUUGCUCCUACUGCUCGGAUAAUCAAACUAUCUACGUUGCUUCGCAAAGGAAAGCAAAAGGAAGACGAUGAUCUUUUGAGAGAUGCUGUGAGUGCUUCGGAUUCAAAUAUGCUUUGUACUUUACUGGUUCAAUCUACACGUCUGAAACAAGCUGGAAUACUCUAA
Messenger RNA from Strongylus vulgaris, 291 nucleotides. Lineage: Eukaryota; Metazoa; Nematoda; Chromadorea; Rhabditida; Strongylidae. The record is from the annotation of a GenBank genome assembly.